AUGAUAGUGCUGCACUCUUAAUUGGCUGCAGCUUAAAAAGACCCCACCACCUACGUUGGAGUAAACUGCUUGACUAAUAAAACAGAUGCAUAUUGCAAUAUCUAGUUGGUUUCCUCGCCUUCAUGUUGUGCUUAUGUUAACAAAUCUUCAAAGGCAACAGCUGCAACAACUGUCUGGACUAAUGUCACUUCUUAUUAAUGUCUUGAUGUGGAAUUUAUCAAGAAUAGUAGGAAAGUUGUAAUAAAUGACCUACUCUUCUUUUAAUAUGCAUGCGUAGCUACUAGUUUGACAGUUUAAGAAGAUGUAUGCCCAUAAUUAGGAUGUGCUCAGGAAACGAAAGACCCAAGAGACCCAGCUAGGAAUUGUUGUGCCACUAGGGAAGUAACAGUUAUCAAUAAUUCGACUUCGAACUAUACAGGAACUCUUGAUGGUGUUUGCUUGAAUGUGAAGUUUGCUAACAGCAGCUGGAUUAUCAAUAAUUUCUCGACAAGUGUCCCUUCAGUGUCAUAUAAUAGAUAUUGUGCCUCAGAGGUGUCUCAAGCUAUCCAUGAUAUAGUUAGAAUUUUACCAAUUUUGUUGAUGUUUGGAGUCUAGUAUUUAAUGUUAUGA
Messenger RNA from Stylonychia lemnae, 609 nucleotides. The record is from the annotation of a GenBank genome assembly. NCBI's taxonomy places the organism in Eukaryota, Ciliophora, Spirotrichea, Sporadotrichida, Oxytrichidae.